Closterium sp. Naga37s-1 is the source of this 2073-nucleotide messenger RNA. Lineage: Eukaryota; Viridiplantae; Streptophyta; Zygnematophyceae; Desmidiales; Closteriaceae. The record is from the annotation of a GenBank genome assembly.
AUGACCAUUCUUCGGGUUAUGCUGCACGUUGCCGCUCAGCGUGACUACGGCUCAGACCUUCCUGUUCUGCGUCUGCACUCAGACAGAGGCGGGGAGUUUUCCUCCGACCUCCUGAGAGCCUUCUGUCGUUCGGAGGGCAUCCGCCAGACGUUCACGCUUCCGGCCUCCCCGCAGCAAAAUGGGAUUGCUGAGCGCCGCAUUGGCAUGGUCAUGGACGUCGCUCGUACGUCCAUGAUCCAUGCGGCUGCUCCCCAUUUUCUGUGGCCGUUCGCGGUUCAGUACGCUGCGCAUCAGAUCAACCUUCAGCCUCGUGUCUCCUUGCCGGAGACCACACCUACUCUGCGGUGGACGGGGAAGGUUGGCGAUGCGUCCGCGUUCCGUGUCUGGGGAUCUCGAGCUUUUGUCCGCGAUACUACAGCGGACAAGCUGUCCUCCCGUGCCGUUCCCUGUAUCUUCCUUGGCUUCCCUCCUGACGCACCCGGGUGGCAGUUCUACCACCCCACCUCGCGUCGUGUUCUGUCCUCUCAGGACGUCACGUUUGACGAAUCGGUGUCGUACUACCGUGUGUCCCAGGUAGACCCUGCCGAGCCGGUCGAGGUAGCUGUCGACUCAGGUGCUGAGUCUGGGGGUGCUGAGCCUACGGGUGCGGGGACUGGGGGUGCUGAGUUUGGGGGUGCUGAGUCUGGGCGUGCUGAGGCUGGGGGUGCUGAGCCUGGGCGUGUGGAGCCUAAGGGUACUGUGUCUGGAGGUGCUGAGCCUGCGCCUGCUGUGUCUGGAGGUGCUCUAGGUGUCCCGCAGCGGCGGGAGCCUCUCUCUCCACAGCAGAUUCGUGAGUGGUACUCUCGGCGCUGUCGGGGUGCUGCUGGUGCUGGAGGUGCUGCUGGAGCUUCUGGAGGUGCUGCUGGUGCUGCUGGUGCUGGAGGUGCUGCUGGUGCUGGAGCUGCUAGAGGUGGUGCUGGUACUGGAGCUGCUGGAGCUGCUGGAGGUGCUGCUGGUGCUGGAGCUGCUGGAGGUGCUGCUGGUGCUGGAGCUGCUGGACCUGCUGGAGGUGCUGCUGGUGCUGGAGCUGCUGGAGGUGCUACUGGUGCUGGAGCUAAUGGAGGUGCUGCUGGUGCUGGAGCUGCUCGAGGUGCUGCUGGUGCUGGUGCUGCUGGUGCUGGGACGGGAGACCCUGGGGCUGAGGGUACCGGUUCUGUCUCUGCUGUUUCUGGAGGCGCUGCGCGGCCGCGGCCGUACUACGUUCCACUUCUUCAGCAGCGUGUCCCUCUGCCGUCUCCUUCUGCGUCCUCUCUUCCUGCUGGUCCGGACCCUGCGUCUGACUCCCUACGUGCUGCUAGUCCAGCUGUCACGCGUUUUCUGGCCACUGCUGUCACUGACCCUUUGUUUGAGUCCACUGCUGCGUCUGCUCUUGUUACUGAGCUUGUUGACUUUGCUGCAGCCUGUCGCCUAGACUACGCCGCUAGUCUUGUUGCUGAGUCUGCGUCUGUGUCUGUCUGUCCUCCGUCCGUCGAGGGUGAGUGUGCUCUUGGCACGGACGUUCUUGAGGACAGACAGGAGGAGUUUGAGUGCUUUGCUGCUUCUGUACCUCAUCUCGUGUCCAUGCUGCUUGCCCCUGAGGGAGACCCGGAUGCACCAGACAUCCCGACCCCGCGCUCUUACGCAGAGGCGAUAGAGGGUCCCUACUCCUCUCAGUGGCAGGCAGCCAUGGACGCCGAGAUGGCUUCCUGGAAGUCCACAGGCACCUACGUCGACGAGGCUCCCCCGCCUGGGGCGAACAUCGUCAGUGGCAUGUGGAUCUUCAGGGUGAAGCGGCCGCCGGGUUCUCCGCGUGUCUUCAAGGCGCGUUACGUUGCACGUGGCUUCAGUCAGCGACAGGGAGUUGACUUCUUUCAGACCUUCUCCCCUACCCCAAAGAUGACCACUCUUCGGGUACUGCUGCACGUAGCUGCUCAGCGUGACUACGAGCUCCACUCACUUGACUUCAGCACAGCCUUCCUACAGGGCAGCCUGCACGAGGAGAUCUGGCUGCGCCGCCCACCUGGCUUCACUGGGUCGUUUCCAGCUGGUACCUAG